Molecule: messenger RNA, 540 nt
Organism: Encephalitozoon romaleae SJ-2008
Lineage: Eukaryota; Fungi; Microsporidia; Unikaryonidae
Product: putative membrane traffic regulatory protein
Exons: 1
Coding region: 1-540 (179 amino acids)
Source: RefSeq, a predicted model, not a curated record
AUGGAUUGUUUGCGAAAACAAGCCGAGAGGAUUCCUAUUCUGGAUGCGAUUGAGAAGCGAAUGAAUAUCAGGAAGGAAUAUGCUCUACUUGGAAUAAGCUUCCUCUGUUUGGUAAUUAUCAUGGCAACAUCUCUUGGUCCUCUAGUAACAUCUACCAUUGGAAUAAUCGUCCCACUUCAGGAAACCUUUGUUAUAUUGAGACAGGUCAACCCAAAAAAGGAAGAGACAAAGCAUAUGCUAGUGUUUUGGAUGAUUUUUGGGGUUCUGACAUCCCUAGAUGCAUACUAUAACACCAUCAUCGGCUUUAUUCCUCUAUGGUACACCAUAAAGUUUUUUUUCCUCCUAUGGGCAGGUCCCCUCAAAUUUAGAGGAGGAAUAAUCAUCUAUGACAACAUACUGACUCGCAUUCCAGAGAGCUGGUACAGGGAGGAAGGUGGAAUUGAAAAUGCCGUGAAAAAGGCUACCGAUGCUGUAAAAAGUGUUGCAGAAAAUGAGUUCAACAAAAAGGAUGUAAUUGAAAACAGCAAAAAGACCGAUUAA